This is a messenger RNA of Pocillopora damicornis (cauliflower coral), 1019 nucleotides long. RefSeq lists its product as uncharacterized. NCBI's taxonomy places the organism in Eukaryota, Metazoa, Cnidaria, Anthozoa, Scleractinia, Pocilloporidae. The record is from RefSeq and is a predicted model, not a curated record.
AAUACAAUAGAAUUAUAAAGCAGCUCCGAUAAAGAAAGGUGGUUAAUUCCUGGGAAUAAAAGAAAUUCAAAAGACAAAAAUAGACCGCCUUGCUCAAUAAUGGUACAAUGAUUGAUUUCCAAUUAUGAAAGGCUAAAAACUUAAGUGAAGUUUUUUAAUAUCUCCCAGACGAGCAAUAUUUUUUUUGAACAGGGAAGGUUUGGAAGAUGAAUUGGGGCAGUCCAACUGACACGACCAUCAUGGAGGAACAAUCCAACAACUGUGAACUUUCGGCGAAAGAGAGAAAUUGUGUUCAAAAAAACUCGCUACUUAGACAAACGAAUCAAAAGAUAAGUGCUUCUAUACAGAGUGAACACAAUCGAUUUGAAAGAAAAAUGGACUUGGAGGCUAAAAAGUUACGGAAAAAACUCACGAUGAUGAUUCAAAUUGCUAAACCAGUCACGAACAACGAUGCAGGAUCAUGCAGCCCUAGCAAAACAGAUUCGGUUGACGCUUCUAGCAAACUUAGGUUGCCAGCCAUAAAAAGCGAGAUCAAAUCAGCACCAUGUUCUCCAAUUUUAGGCCAUCGAAAGACAACUUUUUCGUGGGAAAAUGUCAGUUUAUCGCCACACUCCGGUUCGAAUCCGUUGCCGAUUCCUCGUCGGUGCUCAUACAACGAAAUCUUCUCUUCACCUCAAGGUUCACCCAUUUUAACUCGGCAAUCGAGUAAUUCUUUUUUGAAUCGAGAUCGUCCGUCAGAGUUGAUACAACUGUCGCCUCGCUCACCAGGAUUGGAAGAAAAUAACGGUAAGCUAUCACCAUCUUUGUUACCAAGAAAUCUCAAGUUGAGAGAACAAGCUCGUCGCGAUAGCCUUCUAAAGGCGACGCCGGGGAUGCAAUCACCUCAAGGUCCAUCACUAGAGGACCAAUUCAGAUCACUUGGAUCGUGUCGGUAUCUGCGUCGAGCUACUGUAGGUCAUGUAAAAGUCACAAUAGAUGAUGAAGAAAAGAAUACUGAACAUACCGUGGAAUUUUGUUAA